AUGGAAUGCCCACAGUUACCACCCUGGCAUGGUCGGCUAUUGCUUAUAGUUGCGAGCUGCCUAUUUGCUGGCGAGUUGGGAAGUGUUCGUGCGCCUAUUCAUCGGGGCACCGAUUAUUUUCUAAAAGCCCCUUCUAGACGUAAAAGAGUUUCCGUGCAGGUUGAUGACCCUGUAAAAGACCAUGAACAUUGGGUAAGACCAGAGAAUAUGAAGAAACCAAGAACUGUCCUGCAAAUCAAUGAGAGUACCCUUGGAACAGAGAUUGCAGCUCAAACUUCAGCCACAAUGGCUGCCUCUUACACUUCCACCCAUAAGCCCACGCAUGUGGAGUACAUCACAGAAGAAGCAGUUAGUGCAGUUCUCGAUGAGUUCAAUUGGGACCUUAAAUAUGCUGGAAUCCAAGUCCUUUCCCAGGGUUACCAGGCUUUGAAAUCCUACAAGGACCAAGCUGACAGUUAUAUUUGCUCAGUGCUUCCUCAAAGUCUUUACUAUAAAUUUCCCAUAACUCCAGGUGGUCUGAAGUAUGAUUCACUUGAGAGAUGGAGCCAACCUUCAGUGUGUCGCUGGAGCUUCUUUCCUUUUCAGUAUCUAUGGAAAAACCCACUAGGAAGAUCCUUCAUGGUUGUGUUUGAGAACAAUCCACCAAAACAGACGCACCACAGAGGUGCUUCAGUCCCAUUAUUGGAUGCUAUGUCGGACGUGAGCCGCCCAAUGAGCUUCGUUCGUUCGUCGGACGUUAACUGGCGCUAUUCUUGGUUAACUCUAUGCUGUUGCCGCCCUGGCACAGCUUACUUGCCCUUUUAA
Durio zibethinus is the source of this 804-nucleotide messenger RNA. The record is from RefSeq and is a predicted model, not a curated record. Lineage: Eukaryota; Viridiplantae; Streptophyta; Magnoliopsida; Malvales; Malvaceae.